This is a messenger RNA of Phaeoacremonium minimum UCRPA7, 2508 nucleotides long. RefSeq names its product putative cytosolic phospholipase a2 zeta protein. The transcript has a single exon. The record is from RefSeq and is a predicted model, not a curated record. NCBI's taxonomy places the organism in Eukaryota, Fungi, Ascomycota, Sordariomycetes, Togniniales, Togniniaceae. Gene Ontology annotation, biological process: glycerophospholipid catabolic process. Gene Ontology annotation, cellular component: cytosol. The coding region runs from base 1 to 2508 and encodes 835 amino acids. Gene Ontology annotation, molecular function: A2-type glycerophospholipase activity.
AUGAAGGCCGCACGUGCGAUCGUCGCCAGCCACAUCUGGCACCUUCGCCCUGCAAGAUGCGCCCCUUUUUGGCAGUCCGGGUCAAGGCCCAUAUCGACCAAAUCCUCAGCGCGGCUAGUCGAAAACAAGAUCUGGUCGGCUGCCCCUCAGACCAAACUGCGCCGCGGUUUCUUCACAUCGCGCCGGCAGAAGCAAAAGACAAAUGUCACCGUGCCGGCGAUUAUUGCGAUAGGCGCAAUUCUGAUUUGGUCACUGUACCCGUCGGAUGCCUUUAGCAGCGUUCGACCGCUGGAAAAGCGCUUGAGGAUUCGCAAAGAUGGAACUUCAUUUGAUGAAGAUGAGGAGCGGGAAAAGGCGACCAAAGAUGCAGACCAGAGUCCGGCAUGGUUCAACUUCUCAACCGGAUUCCAGAAGUGGACCAUCAUCAGCGACGUAGAAUGGAGCACAGUGUCGGACAAAUUUGUCGACAUGAUUGUUCCGGAGUGGUCUAAGCUCGUUCCUGGAUAUCUUAGGAAGCUACAGCGUGAGAUGUCCAUGGCUCCUGGGUCCUUGGCGGAUGAGAUCUGGCAGGAAGCGCAUGAUCCAUUGAUCAAUCCCGAGAUACAGUAUUCAGCACAGGUCCGGGUAUCAGAUGACCUGUGUGACGAGGAGAAGCAAUUCCUAGCCCGCAGGAAAAAGGUCGCAAAAGUUGCGCUGGCCAGAUAUCUCGGGUUGAAAGAGAAAGACGUUCACGACGACGACGUCCCCGUUAUAGCCAUUUGUGGCUCCGGUGGCGGAUUGCGUGCUCUCGUAGCAGGCACCGGUUCGUUGUUGGCGACUGCUGAGGACGGACUAUUCGAUUGCAUCACAUAUACGGCUGGAGUAAGUGGAUCGUGUUGGCUCCAGACCCUGUACAACUCCUCUUUCACAGGUGGCCGCCUUGACAAAGUCCUCGAGCACCUCAAGGUUAGGUUGGGAGUUCACAUCGCAUAUCCUCCAACCGCAUUUUCUUCACUGGUCUCUGCGCCUACGAACAAGUACCUCCUGAGCGGAGUGGUGGAGAAAUUGAAGGGCGACCCAAAGGCCGACUUCGGCAUUGUUGAUGUAUUCGGAAUCCUGCUAGCUGCUCGGCUGUUAGUUCCCAAAGGUGAACUGGGGGUAUGUGACAGGGACUUCAAGCUGUCUAAUCAACGACAAUACAUCAAGUACGGACAAAAUCCUAUGCCUAUCUACACCGCAGUACGUCAUGAAAUACCGGAACUUGAUAUCUCGGCACCCAAAGAGACAGGGUCAGCAUCCGAAGCAGCCAAGGAACAAGCAAAGAAGGAGUCAUGGUUUCAAUGGUUCGAGUUCACACCUUACGAAUUCUUUUGCGAAGAGUUCACGGCCGGAAUACCCAUGUGGGCAUUGGGCAGGAGGUUCAAUGACGGAGUGGACGUCCCGCCUGAGGAUGGCUUUCACCUUCCUGAGGUCCGAGUUCCACUGCUGAUGGGCAUAUUUGGAAGUGCUUUCUGCGCAACCUUAAGGCAUUACUACAGGGAAGUGCAACCCCUCAUACAAGGCAUGACUGGACUCGGGGCUUUGGAUCAAUUGAUCUCUGGUCAUAACGAAGAUCUUAGUCUGGUCCAUCCCAUUGAUCCUGCAACUGUGCCCAAUUUCGCAUACAAGAUGGAUGGUAAGCUACCAUCCACGACACCGCCAAGCAUCUAUAACAACGAGUAUAUUCAGCUCAUGGAUGCGGGCAUGUCGAAUAAUCUGCCCAUCUACCCACUGCUACGACCUGGCCGCAACGUCGAGGUCAUCAUCUCUUUCGAUGCUUCAGCCGACGUUAAGACCGACAACUGGCUGUCGGUAGCAGAUGGUUAUGCUCGUCAACGUGGAAUCAAGGGCUGGCCUGUUGGUGUUGGCUGGCCACAGUCAACCGCUUCGCCUAAGGAAACAGCAGCACAACUUGACGAGGCACAAGCAUCGUCUACCGUUGAAGCAGAAGCGAAGCUAAAGGAGGCCAAGGUUGGUCAGGCGGUUCGCCGGAUUCAGUCCGGUGCAGAAAAGGGCGCUGUUGACGGCGAAAAGAAGUUCAAAAACGGUAAUGAGGAAUCGGGUGAGCUCGGCUAUUGCACCGUCUGGGUGGGCACCACUCAGGAGAGGACCUCGGAGCCUCCACCACCUUCAAAGGCAAUCGACGACACGACAACCUGGCAACUGAUGGAGGAGGACGCUGGACUUGCCGUUAUUUACCUGCCUUUUUUGGCAAAUGAGAAGGUCAAGGGUGUAGAUCCAGCCACGAGUGACUAUAUGAGUACUUGGAACUUCAUAUACACCCCUGAAGAGAUUGAAAAGGUUGUUGCCCUGGCGCGGGCCAACUUUGAGGAAGGGCGUGAGAGAAUCAAGGCCACUGUACGAGCAGUGUAUGAAAGAAAGAAGAAGAUUCGCAUUGCAAACGAGAAGAAAAUAAAGCGCGACCGGUACCGCAGACUCGUGCGGCUGGGAAUUAACGAUAAGCUGGGAGAAGGGGAUCAUUUCAGUUGA